AUGAAUAGCUCGAUAUUAAAACUUGCGCAGAUUUGCUCUACGGGACAAAUAAAUCAACUGCCAACAGUAUUAGCAUCACAACUUCACACAUCAACUCCACUAUGUCGAGUUGUUUCUGGCAAAUACAGGAUCACUAAAAAGAAGGACCGUCCACUGACCUAUGAAAUGGCUAACCCUCCUCAUUUUAUAGCUCACCGCAAGUCCUGGAACUCGUGGAACACGUCAAGUUUGAAAGAUGGGCUACGUCGAUCAGAGACGGCUGUUGAAGAUGAGUUCAUUAGAAGGUUUAUGAAUGGCACAUGGCAUGGACUUGUCUGCAGUGAAGUAAUAAUAAAAAGGCAGUUCAAUCAUAUACGAGUUGCUGCUAUAAUCAGAAGGGCAGUGUCUCCUAUAAAAAUGUAUUUCCUUCUUGGAUACAGUGAAGAACUCCUAUCCAAUUGGAUCCAAUGUCCUGUAACCUUAGAACUACAAACUGUGGAUAGUUUCAAAGAUGUUGUGUUUAAAUAUAUUUAA
Messenger RNA from Parnassius apollo (apollo), 513 nucleotides. Lineage: Eukaryota; Metazoa; Arthropoda; Insecta; Lepidoptera; Papilionidae. The record is from the annotation of a GenBank genome assembly.